Neogale vison (American mink) is the source of this 863-nucleotide messenger RNA. RefSeq names its product C-X9-C motif containing 4 (gene CMC4). The transcript has 3 exons. The coding region runs from base 384 to 653 and encodes 89 amino acids. Gene Ontology annotation, cellular component: mitochondrial intermembrane space. The record is from RefSeq and is a predicted model, not a curated record. NCBI's taxonomy places the organism in Eukaryota, Metazoa, Chordata, Mammalia, Carnivora, Mustelidae.
CUCUGUUCUAUUCAGUAUAUGGCAAUCACUUCAUCCACCACUGCAGUGCACCCACCUGUGGGCCUGGGGGGAGGGACUGGGUUGAAAAACUGCUCAAGAACACAGAAGCUUAGGAAGGGUCAUGAAGAACACCACAAGUGGAACUGCAGAGAGGGGGUCACACAGGCAGAAAGCAAGUCAAAAAAGCACUUAGUCAGGACACGUAACUUGAAAUUGACUCCUUUGGAAAUUGCCAUAGAACCAUUAAUGGACAUCAUCAGCUGGAACUGGGAUCUGAUGAGUCCCACAAAAGUCAGCACCUGCUACAGAACAGAUGCCCCGAUCACCAAGGACUUGGUACUGGUUUAGAGAGAAGAGAGCAGCUCCUAGCAGCAUCAACAUCUAUGUGUCGCUUAUUUGCCCUGCGCAAUUCACCUGCCUUUCCUUCUCCCAUCCUUUUUCUGGAUAUGCCGCAGAAGGAUCCGUGCCAGAAACAAGCCUGUGAAAUACAGAAAUGUUUACAAGCCAACAACUACAUGGAAUCUAAGUGUCAGGCUGUCAUCCAAGAACUGCGUAAGUGUUGCGCUCGAUAUCCUAAGGGAAGAUCUCUCGUCUGUUCGGGAUUUGAAAGAGAGGAGGAAGAAAAGCUGACACUGAAGCCGACAACAAAGUGAAGUUCUGCUGAGAAGUUCAAUGCUGCACCAUGUAUCCACCAAGCAAGUUUGUCUCCCUCUUUCUUUGGGCCAGGUAGCAGCAAAUAUCAAAUAAAAAAGUCAACUAUAAAAGUUAAGGAAUAUGUCAUCUAUGCAGAACAGAUAGAAAUAUAUUAAACAUGUAGAAUGUAAUAAAACUGAGCUGCUAAAAUAAACCUGUUAAGUGAAAAA